AAAUUUAUGAAAUAAAUAUGACAAUUAUUUUGGAGAAAAGGAGCAGUAGAAAGUAAAAGGUCUGGAGCUUAGCCUCCAAAAUACAUUAGGGACUAAACUGACAAUAAUAUGGAAGAACAGUUAACUAUAUAGAUAAUAUGCCGUGUUUGGCUACGUCUAAAUUAAACUGUAUCAAUGGGGGGACGCCCAGAUGGAGAUAUGGCUGAAGGUAAACAACCCCAAGCUCCCGAUGCUCAGCUAUUUGGCCUCCUCUCCGAUCUUCUUCAACAGGUUGAAUCAUUAAGCAAUCAGGAGGAAGUAGAGUUGCGUGCUAAGAUUGAAGCAUUGGGAUUGGAAGUCACAAAAGACCCUUCAAAAUCUGCACAAAAUCUAGAUGAGAUUGAAAUAGCUAAGGAGUUGGAUAAAUUGUCUUCAAAACUAGAUGACGUUGAUAAGAUGAUAUCAUCAACAAUUGCUGCAGAUCCAGAGGUGCAAUCUCUAUUGAGCAGCACCGCUGAUGUAUGGAUGCCUGUCAUCACAGCAUCCUCUGAUGAAAGGAGAAACUUUAUGUCUGCUUUUGGAGAUGAUAAUGCUGAAGUGAAACAAGAUAAGGAGUCUAAGUAGAUCGGUUAUUUUACCCUCUGAAAUCUGAGAGCCGUUGAUUGUCAUAGUGUAGGUAAAAGGUGUUAUUUUGGUAUGUAUCCCACCCAUCCCCUGUUUUUAAAAGGGUGCAUAAAGUAUACCACUAUUGUUUAUCAGCAUAAGGGUGAAUUUCAAACUCUUUUGAAUGAUUAUGUAAAACAACUACUUACAUUGUUUAUUCUCACACUAUUUCCAUUAAUGAGACCCUUACUGAACUUGAUUUGUUGCCAUCAUAAGCAUCAUUUCAAAGUCAGAUUACAAAUUGGAAAAAGUAAGCCAUAUCUUGUUCAGAAAAAUGUUUGUCUUGUUGGUGUGUCUGUGUGCAAGUUAAGCAAACACAGUGGCAAUUCACUGGAAGAGAACAAGAAGCUAGCAUAAGGAGAGUUUGUCUAUCAUAAGAGAAGGUUGUCUUGAUAAUUGAUUAAUUAGUAGUCAGAAACAUCAUUUUGAUGGAAGAAUUAGGCUGAAGAGCCACAAUACAAUCGAUCCUACAACCCAACACACGGCCAAAAAGACCAAUAAGCCAGCCAAGAUGGUAAGCAGUGGAGGCCCUCGAGCUGUUUCAGAAUCAGCUUCAUCAGAUGAUCCAGUGGGAGGAUUUGUCUUUGCAGCAGAAGUAAGGAUCAGCCUCCGGAAUGGUAAAGUCACAUGACUCCUCAACCUGGAAAAUGGCAACAACAGAUAAAUCUGAAACCGAUAAUCCCACAGAUAGAAAAAUAGAAACUAGUAAAGAUUAACAGGCGCCCGAUCAUGCUUCAUCACAUCCUGAUUAAUACUCCUACAUACUACUAUGAUGAUUAAUUCAAAACCUUCAAAUUUACCAGAUGCUUCAUAAAAGCAAGAAUUCAUCCUAGAUACUUUUUUGACACCUUUCUAAAAGCGUGCAUUAAAACUUUCUAUCUGGAAAAAGGAUUAAUUUCUUGCAAACACUAAAAUGAACUCCCAGAACAAUUUCAAAUUGAACAAAACUGUCCUUUUUCUUACUUUCAAUUUUCUAGUCCCAACUUCCCAGUCCUAGAAUCGCAAAAGACUAAGCCCAGAACUCAAAUUGCAAGUAUAAUUUCGUUGGAAAAAAAAAAAAACAGAAAGCACCAUGAAUUUGAUUAUUGUAAUUACACAUAUCUGAAAGUGUGAAGAAAUGAACCUGAAGUUGAGAUGGGUGGGUGGAGAAAUUUGACGAGGAGGGAGUAAACUGAUGCAGGGACAAUCAACUCCGAGACGUGGGCGACUGAACCCUGGAAUUGAUUUGGAUGCCGGAGCUCCUCUUGUAGAACACUGCAUUCUGGAGUUGCAGGGGAUUGAAGAAAGACAAGAAUGGUGAAAGUAAGUGGUGGUGAUGAUAACAAGAAAAUCUGGGGAGUGACUGGACUGGACCUUUGUUUUGCCAACACUCACGUGAUGACAUUUCACUAUUCAUUUUCCUAUUUUUUCUUUUUUUUUAAAAUCAACGAUUAAACUAUUUUGGGCAUUUAUUCAAUCAAUCAUUCGACUUCUUUCCCAUCUCACUCUUUUGUUUUUUUUUCCCCCCUUUUAUUCUGCUUUGUUAACGAUUUGAAUAGUAAGGUGGAUCAAACAAGUGCUUAUCAUUGGCAGAGCUUGCCUCCAGAGCCCGGGGUAUUUCAUUGAUUGCCAAUCCCGCAGGGGAAGUUAUACCUGGCUGAAACAUGACAUUGUCGAGUUUUUUAUUUUCGAAAUGUUUUAUUUCUUGUCACUAGGCUUUGUCUCCUCCACUAUAUAUAUAUAAAAAAAAAGCAAGUGCUUAUCAUAAUUAAUCCAUCUAUACUACCAAAGCAAUUAAAGAUUGCACCGAAAUGAUAAAACAUAUUAUUUCUCUGAUAUACUCUCUCCGUCUUAUAAUUAUUAUCCAGUUUUACUAAAAUAAAAAAUUUUAUUUUUGGUCAAACUUACUAUAUUUUACCUUAAACAACCGGAUAUACCCCUACAUAAGUAAUUGUUUAACCAUUAA
Molecule: messenger RNA, 2587 nt
Organism: Oldenlandia corymbosa var. corymbosa
Lineage: Eukaryota; Viridiplantae; Streptophyta; Magnoliopsida; Gentianales; Rubiaceae
Source: the annotation of a GenBank genome assembly